GGGUGUUCAUGGUGCAGAUAUAUGCGGUUUCUAUUACUAUUCGUAUUGUGCUUGGUUUUAUGUUGCUCGCCCUCAUAUGGAGGUUUGAUUUCCCACCCUUCAUGGUGCUGAUCAUUGCCAUCCUCAAUGAUGGUACCAUCAUGGCAAUAUCAAAGGAUAGGGUGAAACCAUCUCCUCAGCCUGAUAGCUGGAAGCUGGCAGAAAUUUUUGUAACUGGAGUCAUUCUUGGUGGUUACUUGGCCAUGAUGACAGUCAUUUUCUUUUGGCCAGCAUACAAGACAAACUUUUUUCCUGUAAGAAAACUUAUAACUAUAGUAAAUGGGUCAUGAAAUAGUUGAUUGGAUAC
This is a messenger RNA of Camellia sinensis, 346 nucleotides long. The record is from RefSeq and is a predicted model, not a curated record. NCBI's taxonomy places the organism in Eukaryota, Viridiplantae, Streptophyta, Magnoliopsida, Ericales, Theaceae.